This is a messenger RNA of Rotaria sp. Silwood2, 1368 nucleotides long. The record is from the annotation of a GenBank genome assembly. NCBI's taxonomy places the organism in Eukaryota, Metazoa, Rotifera, Eurotatoria, Philodinida, Philodinidae.
AUGACAGUCGAUACGUUUCAAUCUUUGCCUGUUGAUGUUCUCUUUGAAAUUUUCGGAUAUUUAUCUCCUGUUAAUAUUCUUCAAUCAUUUUUAUCUAUUAAUAAACGUUUAUCAAGAAUUAUUAUCUGUGAAUAUUUGUGGCACAUUGAUAUUGGUGAUUCAACGAUGUCAUCAUCGAUCUUCAACGAUAUUUGCCAAAAUGUCUUGAAAUUGAUAGGAAGUCGACUUGUCUCUUUACGUGUAAUACUAAGCAAUACGAUUGGUGGAUGGUCACUCGUUUCAUCGUCCCUUGGAUAUCAUCAGACAACAUUGCUUCAACGUCUUCAUCUGAUCGAUAUUAAGCCCCAUGAGUUUGAUAAAUUAUUGCGGAAUCAUUUAAUAAAACAAUUACACACUUUAUUAGUUGAUAUUACAGUAUCUAAUCCAUUCAAUUAUCUUGAAAUUGAAGGAGUUUAUUUAAAUAAGGUAUGUUCGCAACUGCCGCUUCUAGCAAUUUGUCGACUUCCAUUUAAUGUUUAUCAUAAAAAUCUAUAUCAAUUAGAGGAAUAUUCAGGAACACCGCUAAUGAGUUUACCAAAUUUAUCAAAUACAACUCAUCUUCGUUCAUUGACUAUUGGUAUGAACACAUCAUACUUUCUAAAACGCUUGCUAUCGUGUAUACCGUUUAUUGAAAAUCUUUCUCUUGGUGUAAAUGACGAAGAGUUGAAAGCAUAUACAUCAAUCUUUGAUCCAUGGAUUAUAUCUGGUGACACUAUUCAACAAUUUUGUAUCGAUCAACUGGAACCAUUGGCAACAUAUAAUCUUAAUCUAUUAUUCAAUAUCGAGGGCGACUUAGAAGAAAAAAUAAUUUUCAAUUCAUUUUCUAAAGUUCCAUUUACUGAUCGACAACAUCCGAGAGUGUUUAUCCAAGAACGUGAUAGCUUGAGUAUUGGUCAUAAUUAUCAUUGUUUUAUGGUAUACACUUUACCAUAUUAUGACAGAGUCAUUUCAACACACGCGUUUACUUCUGAUCUGCAAAUAUCUUCUCAAAAGUUGGUUAAUCCAAUAAAUUUGUUUUCACGUACUAACGAAUUAUUCAUCAAUGGUUUUACAGGCAAAAGUUGUCAUUUAGAUUUGGGUAAUUGUAGAAGUUCCAUAUCAGCAUUGGUUCCAUGGACACUACUAACAAAAAUUAGAGUCGAUGACGGCAAUGUUAUAAGUGCAGCUGAAUUAGAAGCAAUAUUACGAAUGGCUUAUCAUGUACAUACACUACAAAUAGAUGAUAGUGAUGGUUUGUCCGGCGCGAUAUUCUGUAACACUGACAAUCUUGGAACUCGUGUCAAUGAACAAGUAGGUAGUUUUAUUCAAAAAAGACGCGUUUGUUAUUGA